AGCCCCAAAUACGCAUAGUAUUUGCGACGAGGCCCCGAAUUGACUCUUUUCAGAAAAAGCCCAGCGGAAGUUACUAUCUUGCCCUCUGAUGGGACUGAGCUGGGUUAAUGUGCCCCUCACCUUUACAAGGUUUUCGCCGGAAAAAUGUCGUCGUCUACGGAAAAAUCCAGUAACGACUACGAGGUCGGGCACCGAGCCGAGUUGGAAGGAAAAGGCGCUUCAUCUGCGGGUGGCAGCACGGAGGAAGCUACGGAAGCUACGAAAACCCUAAUCGAAAUGCAAAAGGAGGCAUUACAAUGGCGAGACCAGAAAAGGAGGACGACAAUGGCUGGUCGUACCAACGAACCCCCCUCAAAAAAACAGGAAAAAAUUGCUCUAACAGGCUCAGCAGAAACACUAAGGUUAACGGCCAAUAUCGGGGCUUAUUGGGCAUUUAUGAAGCGCCUUGCCCCGAAGAUCCGUCAGUGGCAUAGGGAUGCAUACUGCGGUUCUAUAUUUCAGCACUACAUUUUGUUUGGGGCUCCUGCGGCUGAUCGGCCCACCCUUGAGCUGCUGCUGAGCUUUUUCGAUAGAGAUAAUAACACCUUUUGUAUACCUGAUUCAAAAAGUGGGGGUAUGAAAAAUGUUAGUUUUGAUUUGCAAUGGGUCCACAACCAUACUUAUUUCCCAAUUUAUGGGGAGGACAUAAGGAACAAUAGGGACUCAAGAAGCAGAAUAUGGUUGGAAUACUUCGCUAAGCUUUUCAUUUCUGAAGAGGGUAAGAAGUUAAAAAUAUCAGAAACCAGCCAACGUAAAUAUCUUGAAGGGCUACUUGAACGGCUUGUUGAAUCUACCAAAAAGCGGGAUAUCGAGGAUUUUGCUCUGCUAUAA
This is a messenger RNA of Asparagus officinalis (garden asparagus), 870 nucleotides long. RefSeq lists its product as uncharacterized. The coding region runs from base 145 to 870 and encodes 241 amino acids. NCBI's taxonomy places the organism in Eukaryota, Viridiplantae, Streptophyta, Magnoliopsida, Asparagales, Asparagaceae. The transcript is spliced from 3 exons. The record is from RefSeq and is a predicted model, not a curated record.